Molecule: messenger RNA, 1857 nt
Organism: Asparagus officinalis (garden asparagus)
Lineage: Eukaryota; Viridiplantae; Streptophyta; Magnoliopsida; Asparagales; Asparagaceae
Product: piriformospora indica-insensitive protein 2-like
Exons: 2
Coding region: 272-1708 (478 amino acids)
Molecular function (GO): protein binding
Source: RefSeq, a predicted model, not a curated record
UCUCUCUCUCUAGUCUCUCUUUCGUUCCACUGGACCUUAGAAGGUUCCCCAACACCAAAUUUCCCUUCCUUUCUCAGUAAUAACAACAAAGCCAACGAAAAGAGCCCCAUCUCUUACUUCAUUUCCAUAACUAUUCCCAUUCUCUGCUCCCCUUCGCUCCUUUCAAUGCCACCCCACUUUCAAAAGCACUUCUGAUACGAGACUCUUUGAAGCCCAUCUGCUCUAUUUCUCUCCUCCCUUGAGUUCUCAAUCUCAGAGCAGAAGAGCUCGAAUGGAGAAAACUAAGGCGACCCAACAAGUCGCUUCCUUCCUUGUUGCGGUCCUCCUCUGUUUUGAUACUGGACUUUGUGAUUCAGAAAUGAGUAGCGUUGUUGCUCCGAUGGAGGGAGGGGAGAAAGAGGCCUUGUAUUCUGCGAUUGAAGGAUUUGUGGGGGACUGGUGGAAUGGCUCUGGGCUUUAUCCUGAUCCUUGUGGAUGGACUCCGAUACAGGGAGUCUUGUGCGAUUUCUUCGAAGGGUUAUGGUACAUAACUGGCAUAAACAUCGGUCCUGUGCUCGAAAACUCUCUCGAAUGCAGUCAAGAUGCAAAUUUUACUCCAUCCCUCUUCAAUCUCAAGCACCUAAAGACCCUCUCUUUAUUCGAUUGCUUCACCUCUCAAAACACCACCAUACCUUCUGUCAACUGGAACAAAUUAUCAUCUAGCCUGGAAACCUUAGAAUUGAGAUCAAAUCCAAGCCUCAUUGGCAAAAUCCCAGUUGGGUUUGGCCAAUUAUCAAAACUUCAGUCAUUAGUACUCAUCGAAAAUUCAUUAUCGGGUGAAAUGCCUAAUGAACUUGGCUAUUUAGGCAAUCUCAAGAGGCUUUCACUUGAAGGUAACAAGUUUUCAGGCAACAUCCCCUCGUCUCUUGGCCACAACUUGAGUGAUCUCUUGAUUUUAGACCUUAGUAGAAAUUAUUUAACUGGGUCUCUCCCUUCAUCACUUGGAAGCUUGACUUCACUAUUGAAGUUGGAUUUAAGCAACAAUUUGUUACAUGGAAGCCUGCCAAAUGAGCUUGGCAACUUGAAGAAACUUACAUUGUUCGAUAUGAGAAGCAACAAUUUAUCGGGUGGGCUAAGCCAAUCUCUUCAAGAAAUGGUCUCACUGCAAGAUUUGCUUCUUUCCGACAACCCCAAUAUUGGAGGGAAUCUUGUUGAGUUUAAAUUCAGUAGCUUGAUUAAUCUGACUAACUUGGAUUUAUCCAAUAUGGGUCUCCGUGGAAUCAUCCCAGAGUCGAUUUCUAAGCUUAAUAAGCUUAGAUUUCUUGCCUUAGACAACAAUUAUCUCUCUGGAAGUGUUCCUUCAAAGCUGGAAGCUUUGCCUAGUCUCCGAGCUCUUCAUGUCAACGCGAAUAAUUUAACUGGUGAGCUUGAAUUCUCUGAAGAAUUUUAUACAAGGAUGGGGAGGAGAUUUGCUUCAUGGAAUAAUCCGAGUCUUUGUUACAAAGUUGGGAAGGUUUCUAGAGAGAAUGCUCCUUUUGGUUUGAAUGAGUGCAGGAAUGAAAAGGAUUAUAACGUUAAUUCGAAAAAUAAAAUUGAGGAAGAAAACCCAGAUGAGAAUUCAAGAUUUAUAGCUUCAGUUGGGCCGUCUGAUAAUUCAGUGAGUGGGUUUUGGGGGGUGGUUCUUGUUCAAGAUCUGGUGGUUGUGUUCCUCUUGGUUUUGUUGUUGUAGGCAGGGAGGAAAAAAGAACAGGGAUGCAAUUAAGUGAAGGGGGUUUUAGUCAUAUAAAAAAUUUCAGUUUUAUGUACAAAAUUUAUCUUUUGUGAUCAUUUUGUAACAGAGGGCUUGAUCAGAAGAUGACAAAUGCCCAGUUUGGCACA